GUCCUGCUACGAUGGUGCGUGGUUGAUAUCUGCAGAGCUGAGAUCUCGGAUAUAGUGACAGCGUGAUCCCCACUUGCACUACCAUCUUGCCAGCCGACGAGAAUUGACAGAUUUGCAAUACAUACUAUAUACUAAUGGAGUACCAAAGGCAGUUUUUCAAAGCUUGCAAGGUGAUCACCGGAUAUAUCGAACAAUGAACAACAAAGCGAUAAUCUCGGUAAUCUCUGCAGAUUAACAACAAUUGACAAGUUGGAAUGAUCGAGGGUUGCCUUCCCCAAUACUUACGGCCACAUCCCAACAACUUCGUGUAGCGUUUGGGGUCAAAGCUCCCUCAUUGCUCGGCUGUAGAUUAGUGGCUCUCACACCCACCUCAUGGCUUCUUUACCAUCCGAUACUCAUCUGCCUGAAAUGCCAUCAGCCGACUUAAGUGAAUUCAGGAAAGUUCUCAGUAAUUCGAAAAAUAUCAUAUGUCUCGCAGGGGCAGGCCUUUCCGCUCCGUCAGGCAUGCCCACAUUUCGUGGAUCCGACGGAGCCUUGUGGCGCAAAUACGACGCAUUGCGACUGUCCACGAAGGCAGGAUUCCUUGACAGUCCUUCUAGAGUCUGGCAGUUUGAACACUAUCGCCGAGAACUCGUAUUCAAGGCCAAACCUAACGCCGCUCACCUUGCAUUAGCGAAGUUUUCCAUACCAGCCUAUCGGGAACGUGUCGCCCCUGAAUCAACCUUCACCCUAAUAACUCAGAACGUGGACGAACUCAGCAAAAAAGCCCUGCAAUCUGUCAAAGCUUCGUUGCCCUCUGGUUCCAUUGACAAUGAACUCUCCGAUCCGGAUCAUCCACCUCUAAUCGAAAUGCAUGGUAGUCUUUUCGACUUGGUCUGCACAGCAUACGAAUGCGGGCAUCGCGAAAAGAAUUACAAUUCUCCCUUGUGUCCAGCACUUGCGGGUACCGAGUUGAUCUACGAAGCUGAUUCGAAAUUACCCGAACCUGAUAUUCCAAAGGAAGACUUACCCCGGUGCAGCAAAUGUGGAAGCCUGCAGCGUCCGGGUAUGGUCUGGUUCGGAGAGGUUCCAUAUCGUAUAGAUGAGAUUCUCAAACUGGCAGAGAAUGCUGACUUGUGUCUCGUUGUUGGCACAUCCUCAGUUGUUCACCCUGCUGCAAAGUUGGCAGGCAUGGUGAAAGCAGCCGGCGGAAAAGUGGCUGUUUUCAACGUCGACCGAAGUAAGCGUGAUGAGCAGGCUGAUUUCCUCUUCAUCGGCCCUUCGGAGACUAUUCUUCCUGAUGCCUUACGUAUGGAGGAUGUCUGACACUAGACCUCGCUUGUGAUGUAUGGCAUGUUUGAGGGAAGCGGUCAUACUAGCCUCCCUGUACAAUGUGAAGCGCUGCAGUUACUCUGGUACCUCAGGUC
Messenger RNA from Somion occarium, 1406 nucleotides. NCBI's taxonomy places the organism in Eukaryota, Fungi, Basidiomycota, Agaricomycetes, Polyporales, Cerrenaceae. The record is from the annotation of a GenBank genome assembly.